CUCAGAGUGGAUGUACACUUGCAUACGGACGUGUUGGCACUUCACGUAUUGUAAUCUGCAAGUCCCAACUCUACAUACCAAGCACUUUGACCGGGACAGCUCUCUGUGUGCGAGUGUGUGGUCCGUGCGUGUGAAUACAGGCUGUGAACCUAAUGUUAAAUGUUGUCGUCAAAAACAGCUGGAUGCUACUCGGCUAGCAAGCUUUAGCAGAGAGCAGCCUCUGCAGAGCGGGGAGGGUGGCAGAUCAAAUCCGCGCUGCAGGACUGGAAGGAUGGGCCACUGCAUGUGAUCGGUGAGGAUGAGGAGCCGCAGUAACUCAGGAGUGAGGCUGGAUGGAUAUGCCAGGCUGGUCCAAGAGACUAUCCUGUGCCAUCAGAACCCGGUGACAGGACUCCUGCCUGCUAGUGCCCAGAAGAAGGAUGCCUGGGUGAGGGAUAAUGUGUACAGCGUCCUGGCUGUGUGGGCGCUGGGCAUGGCCUACCGCAAGAACGCAGACCGCGAUGAAGACAAGGCCAAGGCCUACGAACUGGAGCAGAGCGUGGUGAAACUGAUGCAGGGGCUUCUACAGUGCAUGAUGAGGCAGGUGGAGAAGGUGGAGAAGUUCAAACACACCCAGAGUACAAAGGACUGCUUGCAUGCCAAAUAUGACACUCCCACCUGUGCCACAGUGGUCCUGGAUGACCAGUGGGGGCAUCUCCAGGUGGAUGCCACCUCGAUUUACCUGUUGAUGCUGGCGCAGAUGACAGCCUCAGGUCUGCGCAUCAUCUCAAACCUGGAUGAGGUCGCCUUUAUCCAAAACCUGGUCUUCUACAUAGAAGCUGCCUACAAAGUGGCGGAUUAUGGGAUGUGGGAGCGAGGUGACAAGACCAACCAGGGCAUCCCAGAGCUCAAUGGCAGCUCUGUAGGGAUGGCCAAGGCAGCUCUGGAGGCCAUAGAUGAGCUGGAUCUAUUCGGUGCCCAUGGAGGACCGAAGUCAGUCAUCCAUGUUUUGCCUGAUGAAGUGGAACACUGCCAGUCCAUCCUGUGCUCCAUGCUACCGAGAGCUUCAACCUCUAAGGAGAUAGACGCUGGUCUUCUGUCCGUCAUUUCCUUCCCCGCUUUUGCUGUUGAAGACGCUGACCUGGUGGCCAUCACUAAGUCAGAAAUCAUAGGCAAACUGCAGGGUCGCUUCGGCUGCUGCCGCUUCAUCAGGGAUGGAUAUCGUUGUCCUAAAGAGGACCCGUCUCGGCUGCACUACGACCCCGCGGAGCUCAAACUGUUUGAGAACAUCGAAUGUGAAUGGCCUGUGUUCUGGACUUAUCUCAUCCUGGACGGUAUCUUUGCUGAAGACCAAGUGCAGGUGCAGGAGUACCGUGAAGCACUGGAGGGCAUUUUGAUCAGAGGGAAGAACGGCAUCAAACUGGUGCCUGAACUUUAUUCUGUGCCACGUGACAAGGUGGAGGAGGAGUACAGCAAUCCUCACUCAGUGGACAGAGUGGCCAUGGGGCAGCUGCCGCACAUGUGGGGACAGUCGCUCUACAUCUUGGGCUGUCUUCUGGCCGAGGGGUUUUUAGCACCAGGAGAGAUAGAUCCUCUCAACAGGAGAUUCUCCACAAACUUCAAGCCGGAUGUUGUGGUACAAGUUUGCGUUCUAGCAGAGUCCGAGGAGAUCCAGGAGUUGUUAAGUGAUCAUGGGAUAACGGUCCAGACCAUGACGGAAGUUCUGCCUAUCAGGGUCAUGCCUGCUCGCAUCCUGAGCCACGUCUAUGUCAGACUGGGGAACUGCAAGAAACUGAAUUUGAGUGGGAGGCCCUACAGACACAUCGGAGUUCUGGGAACGUCCAAAUUCUACGAGAUCAGAAAUCGCUUCUAUAUAUUCACCCCCCAGUUUUUGGAUCAGCAUCAUUUCUACCUGGCACUGGACAACCAGAUGAUUGUGGAGAUGCUACGAACAGAGCUGGCCUAUCUCUCCUCUUGCUGGAGGAUGACAGGACGACCCACACUCACUUUCCCCAUCACCCGCAGCAUGCUGGUUGAAGAUGGAGAUGCGAUUGAUCCGUGUAUCCUAGCAACCCUAAGGAAACUACAGGAUGGCUAUUUUGCCGGAGCGAGGGUGCAGAUGUCAGACCUCUCCAGUUUCCAGACCACUUCAUUCCACACUCGUCUCAGCUUCCUGGAUGAAGAGAAUGAUGACAGCUUGCUCGAGGAUGAGGAUGAGGAUGAGGAGGAUAAUGACGACUAUGGGGAGGAAUAUAACAAAUUUGGGCGCUCAGAGGGCUCAAGAGACAUGUUUGACCAGUACCUCACGCAGCUCCUCCACAGCACCAACACCAAGAGCCACCUUCCUCCCAUCCAGGGGGGGCAGCACCAUGUCUUCAGUGCUGAACACACCACGAGAGACAUCCUGUCUCUCAUGGCCCAGGUCCAGGGCCUGAACAUGCCCAAGUACUCCAUGUAUCUCCCUGUGGCUCCUGUCAUGAACAAACACCGCAGAUCUCUCAACCUUCUUGAAGUUCCUCACCCUCAGCGUGGCCCACAGGCAAAGCAGCCCAAGCCCCACGGUGCCGCUGAUCUGCACCUGCCUCGAGACUCUCAGGGCAACACAGACUUUGCUGCGCUGGUGAGGCAGCUGAAGGAGUGUCCCACUCUGCAGGACCAGGCCGACAUCCUCUACGUCCUCUACGUAAUGAAAGGAGCUGAUUGGCCGGUGGAGUUGUCAGGCCCUGGUCAGGGCGGGGUCAGUGUGCGUUCACUGUUGGAGGAGCUGUAUGUACAAGCUGGAGCCUGCAAAGAGUGGGGACUCAUCAGAUACAUCUCUGGAAUACUACGCAAGAGAGUGGAGGUCCUCGCUGAGGCCUGCACUGAUCUUAUUUCCCAUCACAAGCAGCUGACUGUGGGUCUACCUCCUGAACCCAGGGAAAGAGUCAUCACAGUGCCACUUCCUCCCGAGGAGUUGAACACUCUCAUCUAUGAAGCCAGUGGUCAGGACAUCAGUAUAGCCGUACUCACUCAGGAAAUCAUGGUCUAUCUCGCCAUGUACGUGCGCUCCCAGCCUGCUCUGUUUGGGGACAUGCUCCGACUCAGGAUAGGACUCAUCAUGCAAGUGAUGGCCACUGAGCUGGCUCGUAGCCUGCACUGUUCUGGGGAGGAGGCAUCUGAGAGUUUGAUGAGCCUGAGUCCGUUCGGCAUGAAGAACCUCCUGCAUCACAUCCUCAGCGGCAAAGAAUUUGGGGUGGAGAGGAGUAUGCGCCCAAUCCAGUCAACAGCCACUAGUCCUGCCAUCUCCAUCCAUGAACUUGGCCACACCGGAGCCACUAAGACCGAACGCACAGGAAUACACAAACUAAAGAGUGAGAUAAAACAGCUGGAUGACUCUCGGCCUCUCAGUAUCUUCAGCGGUGGUCAUUCCUUGAGUAGCAAUGUCACUUCUCCUCGCUCCACGCGGUGCAGCAGCCCCUCCACCCCCAGUGGGAUCCUGUCCCCAGUGGGCCCUGGUCCUGGAGACGGACAGCUGCACUGGGAGGAGAGGCAAGGCCAGUGGCUGAGGAGACGCAGGCUGGACGGAGCUAUCAACAGAGUACCCAUGGGUUUCUACCAGAAGGUCUGGAAGAUCCUGCAAAAGUGCCACGGCCUGUCCAUCGAUGGAUAUGUGUUGCCUUCUUCUACCACAAGAGAGAUGACAGCGGGAGAGAUCAAGUUUGCAGUGCAGGUGGAGUCUGUCUUGAACCAUGUCCCUCAGCCAGAGUACCGGCAGCUGCUAGUGGAGACUGUGUUGGUUCUGGGCUUGGUGGCUGACGUGGACGUGGACAGCAUCGGUGGCAUUAUCCACGUGGACCGCAUCCUGCAUUUAGCCAAUGACCUCUUCUUCAAUGACCAGAAAUCCCACAGUGCCAGCGAUUAUUUCCUUGAGAAGGAUCCAGCGACGGGAAUCUGCAACUUUUUCUAUGAUAGCGCCCCGAGUGGCAGCUAUGGAACCAUGACCUAUCUGUCAAAGGCGGUGAUCACUUAUGUCCAGGACUUCCUGCCAAGCUCCAGCUGUCUGAUGCAGUGAAAAAGCAGACAAGUGUGUCUUGCUGCUCCUGUUCUCUGCUCCAAACACCUGAGGAGACACGUUAUAUAAGGAAAGGAUCGACUGGUCAGAGGCAGCAGCGCUUCUCAUUGUCAGCUCAUACAGUUCAUGUGGUGCUUGUAAGUAUUUCCUCAAUCAAUAAUCAAUAAACUCUGUAGCUCUCACACACUGAUAUAACAUCAUAGCCUCGGCAGCUGAUUGCAAACCACUAAGUAACAAUUCAUUUUUUUCCUUGUGGGUCUGGACUGUGAACUUAUUUAUUACUUGCUGUAAAACAUAUGUUUACAGGACUUACUAACAUGCAUCUUAUGUCAGCUGACAUUUGCAAAGAUAUAAGCACGUUUCAGUGUCCUUGGUGUUUGUGAGAAUAUUAUAUUAACAGGCUGUCUUAUAACUGAAUAUGUCAUACGCCCAGCAGUUAUCAGAGUAAACAUUUUGAUCAUUUGUGCACACAUUGUCCCACAAAUCAAUAAUUUAUACUUUUAUUUUCUUCCUCUAUUAACAUUUAGUUUGAUUUGUAUUUAGUAAUAUAAUAGAAUUAUUAUAUUGUAAUGGCUGAAGGAAACAUAAUAAGAUAUAAAUUAUAAAAACAAUUUGUAACCUCAAAUUACUUCAUUUCCCCCCUACAAAUGAAAAAUAUUACCUCUGAUAGCUCCCAGGCUUUUUAUAAUACAGUGCUGAUGGAGAUUAUUGUCCCUUUUUCACCUCCUCCUAUGUGCUAUGGUCUUGUUUUCAUAAUAACCUGUAGGGGAACAAUGAUCAUACUUUUCUCUAAAUACCAAGAUGAUUCUGUCUUUGUGUAUGUGUUGUGUGUUUUGUGCAAUGGUGAAGAUGAGGCCGUCUUUGUAUGAAUGUCACCCUGAGGUUAUGCUACUGAUAUGGCGAGUCAUCGUUUUGCAUGGACCUCAAACGUAUGGAAGGUUUGUUCAUUUGUGCAGAGUGAGGAUGAGUUUAUAUCUGGUGUGUAUGGGUAGGAGUCAGCUUUAAUACCUGUUUAUAGUAGUGUUUUAUAUACUGUAUAUACACGGUACAGUAUACAAUGGAUAUGUAAGGCUAGGUAUCGAUACAGUAACAGAGAGGUCCAGAGUAUGUUGAAUAAGGUCUCUGUAAGUCUGACAAGAGCGUUAUUCUGCUUAAAUGUGAAACAACUUUCAUCCCUGUGCUUUGAUGUUGAAAACAGCAGGAAACAUGUGUUAAUAUAUUUUAAUGCUAACUAAUUUACAUAAAACUAUUAAAAUAAAUACAGGUAUAUUUAAACAUAGAAUUAUUUUCCCUGUUAUUAUUAUACAUUAUGCAGAUUAUCUAUUUAACAUUGAAAGACCUGUUCAUUUAUUUUAACAAUGCAGUUGUGCCUCAUUUCCAUCAGAACAGUAUGUAUAUUAUGACAUUUUCAUAACCUGUUCAUACAAUAAUAAA
Messenger RNA from Seriola dumerili (greater amberjack), 5464 nucleotides. It is a transcript of the gene phka2, whose product is annotated as phosphorylase b kinase regulatory subunit alpha, liver isoform. Gene Ontology annotation, molecular function: calmodulin binding. The record is from RefSeq and is a predicted model, not a curated record. Gene Ontology annotation, biological process: glycogen metabolic process. Gene Ontology annotation, cellular component: phosphorylase kinase complex. Lineage: Eukaryota; Metazoa; Chordata; Actinopteri; Carangiformes; Carangidae. Bases 299 to 4030 code for a protein of 1243 amino acids. The transcript has 33 exons.